Fusarium subglutinans is the source of this 435-nucleotide messenger RNA. Its product is annotated as glutathione S-transferase. Gene Ontology annotation, cellular component: cytoplasm. The coding region runs from base 1 to 435 and encodes 144 amino acids. Gene Ontology annotation, molecular function: glutathione transferase activity; glutathione binding. The record is from RefSeq and is a predicted model, not a curated record. NCBI's taxonomy places the organism in Eukaryota, Fungi, Ascomycota, Sordariomycetes, Hypocreales, Nectriaceae. The transcript has 2 exons.
AUGGCUUUGAAACUUUACAGACAUGUUCAAUCCAUUUGCACAAAGCGAGUCCGAACAGUCUUUGAAGAGAAGAAGCUUCAGUAUGAGUUCAUUGUAGUGGAUUUCCUCAAGGGAGAACACUUGUCUAAGCCAUAUGGUGUCGAAUUCCAUCCUUUCAAGAAGAUCCCCGUCCUUGUUGGCGAGGAGUCGGAUAUCAAGGGGCUAUCUAUCGAGCUGUGCUAUUUCGACGCCAACGUCAGUGGUAUCGCUUGGGAGGCAAUUUUCAAGCCCUUCCUCGGUUAUGGUGCAGGCGAUGAGGCGAUAAUCAAAGCCAAGCUCAGCGCUCUUGAUACUGCUCUCGCAGGAUAUGAGCGCAUUCUCUCCCAGCAGAGCUAUCUUGGGGGAAGUGAAAUCACCCUGGCGGAUAUUUUCCACCUUCCUUAUGCUAUGGGAUGA